GCCUGAGCGAGGCAAGAUGAGGGUCCACAAGAUCAACAACGUCAACAAAGCCCUGGAUUUCAUCGCCAGCAAGGGAGUCAAACUGGUGUCGAUUGGAGCCGAAGAAAUCGUGGAUGGAAAUGCCAAGAUGACCCUGGGAAUGAUCUGGACCAUCAUCCUCCGCUUCGCCAUCCAGGACAUCUCUGUAGAAGAGACCUCUGCUAAGGAAGGUCUUCUUCUGUGGUGCCAGAGGAAGACCGCCCCCUACAAGAACGUCAACGUGCAGAACUUCCACAUCAGUUGGAAGGACGGCCUCGCCUUCAACGCCCUGAUCCACAGACACAGACCUGAACUCAUCGACUACGACAAACUCAGAAAGGACGACGCUGUGACUAAUCUGAACAACGCCUUCGAAGUGGCCGAGAAAUACCUGGACAUCCCUAAGAUGUUGGACGCAGAAGACAUUGUCAACACGGCUCGUCCGGAUGAGAAAGCCAUAAUGACUUAUGUGUCCAGUUUCUACCAUGCAUUCUCUGGAGCGCAGAAGGCCGAGACAGCUGCCAAUCGUAUCUGCAAAGUCCUGGCGGUCAACCAAGAGAAUGAGCACCUGAUGGAGGACUACGAGAAGCUGGCCAGCGAUCUCCUGGAGUGGAUCCGCAGAACCAUCCCCUGGCUGGAGAACCGGAAACCAGAGAAGACCAUGGCUGAGAUGCAGCAGAAACUAGAGGACUUCAGAGACUACCGCCGCGUCCACAAACCACCCAAGGUCCAAGAGAAAUGUCAGCUGGAGAUCAACUUCAACACCCUGCAGACCAAACUCAGACUCAGCAACAGACCUGCCUUCAUGCCGUCGGAGGGACGCAUGGUGUCUGAUAUUAACGGAGCGUGGCACACUCUGGAAGGAGCAGAAAAGGGUUACGAGGAGUGGCUCCUCAGCGAGAUGCGACGUCUGGAGAGACUGGAUCACCUGGCGAUGAAGUUCCGUCAAAAGGCCGCCAUCCAUGAGUGCUGGACCGAGGGUCAAGAGGCCAUGCUGACCCAGAAGGACUACGAGACCGCCUCCCUGUCAGAGGUUAAGGCGUUGCUACGGAAACACGAGGCCUUCGAGAGCGACCUGGCCGCCCAUCAGGACAGAGUGGAGCAGAUCGCCGCCAUCGCGCAGGAGCUCAAUGAGCUGGACUACUACGACUCCCCUAGCGUCAACACUCGCUGUCAGAAGAUCUGCGAGCAGUGGGACAUCCUUGGAUCCCUGACCCAGAAGCGCCGCGAGUCCCUGGAGAGGACAGAAAAGCAGCUGGAGUCGAUAGAUGAGCUGUACCUGGAGUACGCUAAGAGGGCGGCGCCCUUCAACAACUGGAUGGAGGGAGCUAUGGAGGACCUGCAGGACAUGUUCAUCGUCCACAACAUUGAAGAGAUCCAGGGUCUGAUGACAGCCCAUGAUCAGUUCAAGUCCACCCUUCCAGAGGCCAACAAGGAGCGUGAGGCCAUCCAGGCCAUCCAGGCCGAGGUCCAGAAAAUCGCAGAUUAUAACGGCAUCAGACUGAGCGGAACCAACCCCUACACCACCAUCACACCCGAGAGCAUUGACGAGAAAUGGGAAAAGGCGAUGCAACUGGUGCCUCUCCGUGACCAGGCCCUGCAGGAGGAGCUGACCAAGCAGCAGUCCAACGACACCCUGAGAAGCAAGUUCGCCAACCAGGCCAACAUCGUCGGCCCCUGGAUACAGAACAAGAUGGAGGAAAUUGGCAGGAUAUCUAUCGAGAUGAACGGCACUCUGGAGGAUCAGCUGACCAACCUGAAAGACUACGAGCAGAGCAUCAUCGACUACAAACCCAACAUCGACGAUCUGGAGUCGAACCACACGCUCAUCCAGGAGGCCCUCAUCUUCGACAACAAGUACACCGACUACACGAUGGAGCACCUCCGUGUGGGCUGGGAGCAGCUGCUGACCACCAUCGCCAGGACCAUCAACGAGAUCGAGAACCAGAUCCUGACGCGUGACGCCAAGGGCAUCAGCCAGGAGCAGCUCCACGAGUACCGCGCCUCCUUCAACCACUUCGACAAGAAGCGUUCAGGACAGAUGGUGUCAGAUGAUUUCCGGGCUCUGCUCAUUUCGACAGGAAACAGCCUGGUACUGCUGCUGUAGUGAUGCUGAGGGAGGAGGAGGCGUCUGCAGCUCCAAUAACGUCACCUCCACUCAUUAUUAAAACUACAGGACUUUAAGAAUAUUUAUCCUCUUUGCAGUUGAUCUGUUUUUACAGUGACUGAAAUGGAUAAAGUUAAAAUUUGACGUAAAUCCCUGCUAAUCUUAAAUAAAAUAAAGAUAAAAUGUUUUUAAAAAACACAACAAUCAUAAACAUUUUGGUUUGCAAACUAAGAAAAAGUCCUAAAAUACCCUAAAAUAUAAUAUCUAGAACAUUAUUGAACCCUUACAAUGAACUUAAAGGGUUUAAAAAGCUCAAAGUUACCACCUGUACUUGUAACAGCGCCACCUGCUGUUGUGGAGGUGAAAUAAUCAACACAAACCCAGUAGAAAGACUGUAACAUGAUGCAUAUUUUUAGUACUUUUAAGACAUUUUAGUUGUUUCUUUGGCAUCAUGUAUGUGUUUAUUUUAUCUGUGCUCAAAACACUGUACUUUAUCCAUCAUAUUUUUAAUUUGCAAAUCACUUUGUAUUUGUUAGUGAAUUGCAAUUUAUUGAUUAGGUUUUUGCAGAAAUUGUCUCAAUCCAUUUGGUGAUUUUAAAGUAUUCUGUUCACAUUCCUGUUUGGGCUUAAAUCAGCGUUUUUAUUCAGAAACGUUAAUUCUUCUGUUGGACGUAGAACCUGCAGACGCCUCAUUCUCUGCCUGUGUCUUUGCUUCUUGUCUUAUUUUGUCAGAUUUCUGUUUUUCUCUGUUUGUUUUGAGUCUAAUGUGUUCAUAGACUGAGUCACGUGUCCUCAGUGUUUUCUGUUACUAACAGCAGCGUUGGGAAACGUCCAAACUUAGCAAUGAAACAAAAAAUGAUGACUAUACGCAUCUGAAAUUAAAUUAAAUACAACACAAUUAAGUCAAUGGUUGAAAACUAGCAUUUUAUUAUACAGGCCAUAUUAAACUGCUUGAAAUUUAGCUCAAGUUUAGCUUUCAUAACUUUUUGGGUCUGUUUUGUUAUUCCAUGGAAACUGUCUUCAACUUAAACCUUUUUAGACUAAAAACCUCUUUAACACAGGUCUAAAAAAA
Molecule: messenger RNA, 3197 nt
Organism: Sphaeramia orbicularis (orbiculate cardinalfish)
Lineage: Eukaryota; Metazoa; Chordata; Actinopteri; Kurtiformes; Apogonidae
Product: alpha-actinin-4-like
Exons: 18
Coding region: 17-2125 (702 amino acids)
Molecular function (GO): calcium ion binding; protein binding
Source: RefSeq, a predicted model, not a curated record